GUAAAGUUAGAAGUAGAAUCGUGAUUCAUGUGCUAAAACAUCCUCCCACCCUAACUGGUUUCUUCUAGACCUUGCAAAAUCAGCGUGAACACACACACACACUCACAGAGCGUGGCCCCUUUCAAUCCCACCCAUUUUCCCGCCAUCUUAGUACCGCAAAUUCUUCCUCCGCAAUCUUCUUCCUCUUCUUGUAAACCUCUCUGUCAAAACCAAUUCACAAAACCCAGUUUAUACAUACACAUAUCUACUAUAUAUAAACUCGCUCGCGUACACAGCAAGCAUUGGUGUGGAUGUGAGUGAACAAUGGAGACUCGGAAGAGGAAGCCCUUGUCGGACAUCUCAAAUACUUAUAAUCUGAUUCCCACCUCCGCUCUGCGCGAGCUCGUCGCCUCCACCUCUAAUUCCACUUCAUUUUCGAAACCCCCAAUUCUGAUUUUGAAGUCCAAUGGCAGUUCCACCAACCAGAAACUGUGCUCCGAUUCAUCGAAUAGAUCUGAGACCAGUAUCGGGUCAUCCAAUGUUAGCGCCGUGCGCAGUUCCAGAACUGUUCAAUUUCGAACCCCUCCACGUGUAACCUCUUCAAUUCCCCCUCCAGGUGGUGUGGGAAGUAAGCAUGAAGCAGAUAAUCAAAGGCAGACAAUUCAAAAAUCUAAGAAAGAUAGAGAGGCUGAGGUUGUGAUCGUUAGUCCCAUUCCUGUUGAAAAGAGGAAGGACAAAGGGAAGGCUAUCGCUUUACCAUUCAACUCAUCACCUCCUGACAGAAUGAAGGAAAAUCAGAAUAAAAUUUGCAACCCUUGUAAUCCAUGUGAGAGAAAGAAGCAAUAUGACAAGGCUAAUAGCAGUCUCUUUAGUAGCCCUCUCGAGGUGGUGAAAGAGUCUGGUAAGGGAAUUCUUAACUCUUACACCCGCUUGUACGACAAAACAGAGAAAGGGAAAACAAUCCUUGUUUCUUCUGAUUACUCAAGGAGAAAACAAGAUAAUAUAGAGAAGGGUAUUGUGGAUCAUUCUAGCUGCUCAGGUGAAAAAACAAAUGAUGCAAAGAAAGGGAUUCUCAAGCCUUCUGGCUCCUCCAUUGUGAAAACAAAAGAGAUGGGGAAGGAAUUCGUCACUCCUUCUAGCUUUUUAGUUGAGAGAAGAAAGGAGAAAGGGAACCCUUUCAACUCUUCUAGCUCCUCUGAGAAAACAGGGGAGAAAAGGAAGGCUUAUCUCCAGCCUUCCAAGAUAGUUGAGAUAACAAGGCAUAAAGGAUCAUCUGUCGCUGUGGCUGUUAAUUGCCGACCUCCAAGGAGAAAAACUGAAAAGGGAAAGAAUGAUGAUGGGGCUUCUAGUUGCCCUGUUGUUAUUAGGACCAAAAGAAUACAGAAUAAUCUUGAUGAAGCUGGAGAUUCUAAAUCUUCAAAGACAUGGACCGACCCACAUGCAAAAUGCAGAAAGAAAAAGUGCUCAAGGAAUGAAAUUUCUACUGAAUUGCCGCCAGAUUUUAUUGAGCAGCAAAGAGCAUAUUUUAAAGAGGUUGAUGAGUUUGAACUACCAGAAGAGGAGGUAUCUCAAGAUGAGCUAGAUUAGAAAAAGAAAGGGCAGUAAUAGGUCUGAAAUAGCCAAGUAGGUGUAACAAGCAUGGCUUCCUUGUACAGUCAGAAUGUGAUCCAUCUAUC
Sesamum indicum (sesame) is the source of this 1655-nucleotide messenger RNA. RefSeq lists its product as uncharacterized. NCBI's taxonomy places the organism in Eukaryota, Viridiplantae, Streptophyta, Magnoliopsida, Lamiales, Pedaliaceae. The record is from RefSeq and is a predicted model, not a curated record.